AUGGGCUCCUACCUGUCUCAGCCGGUCACUGACAAGGAGUCGUGUUACGGAAGAGGGAGGGGCCAUGUCUGGGGAUGCAGCGCUAUGCAGGGCUGGAGAACUGGCAUGGAGGACGCCCACAUAGCUGUGUCUGGGCUUGGGGACGAGCUGGACGAGCUUUCCUUGUUCGGCGUGUUUGAUGGCCAUGGCGGUGCGGAGGUAGCGGCCUUCUGCAAACAGCACCUUCCCGAUGAGAUCCGAAGGCAGUUGCGAAAGCGGCUGGCGGAUGGAGCAAGGCUGUCUGGAGAUGUACUGGGAGAGGCAUUGAUCAGUGCCUUCCAUGCUAUGGACGACAUGCUCCGAUCUCCGGAGCACGAGCGUCAGCUCCUUGCUCUGAAGCAGGCAGUCAGGCCAAGCGCAAAAGGAAUAGGAGCAGCAGCUUCCUCAUCUUCAGGCUCCUCCUCGGACUCAGGGUCCUCUUCUGGCUCCGAUUCAGAGGCUGAAGAGAAGGAGGAUGGCAAGAAGCCUCGUGGGGUCCUGUCCCUGCUGUCCAACUCCAUCCAGUCAACGCUGGAGCAGGCCAGAGACAAGGGUUCUCUGUCGAGGGAGGAGGCCAAGCAGGUAAUGAUGAAAAUGGCCCUUCUCAGGAGACUCGAAAGCAAGGCUCCAUCGCUCAGUUCAGAUGCAGCUGCAGCAGAUAAUGUCGGGUGCACUGCUGUUUGUGUCCUGCUCAGCGACACGGAAAUCGUGUGUGCCAAUGCAGGGGACUCACGAGCCGUUCUGUGCCGAGGCGGAUCCCCUGUCGAGCUCUCGCACGACCACAAGCCAAACGAAGCUGGCGAACGAGAGCGCAUUGAAGCUGCCGGGGGGCGCAUCGAGGAGAUCCCCGUGGGAGCACGCGUCCAUUACCGUGUGAACGGCAACUUGAAUCUCUCGCGUUCCAUCGGAGACCUUGAAUACAAGAAGCAGCCCGCCUUGGGCCACGAGCGACAGAUGAUCUGCUCCACGCCCGACAUCGUCAAGAUGGCGUUGAACAAGGAGGAUGACUUCAUCGCGCUUGCAUGCGAUGGGGUCUGGGACGUGAAAACAAACGCAGACGUCUGCAGUUUCGUCAAGAAGCGUCUGGCUGCUGGAGAGGAAAUCGUGCCGGCAGUGGAGGCUUUGCUGGACGACUGCAUUGCUGAGGAUCCGAAGAAGGCCAGCUUGCGGUUUGACUUGAACAUCUUCAAGCCAAGGCCUUCAAAAUGGCAUAGGGAUCAUCCAGGAAUUCGCGUGGCGUGUAACACGACGUCUUUACAAGCUGCCUGCUAUCAUCAGAUGGGAGCCGAUUGA
Symbiodinium pilosum is the source of this 1311-nucleotide messenger RNA. The record is from the annotation of a GenBank genome assembly. NCBI's taxonomy places the organism in Eukaryota, Dinophyceae, Suessiales, Symbiodiniaceae.